CACCACUUAUUGCGACGCCAUUUAAGCUCCCGACAGAUUUUAUUGUUGGUGGCGGUGAGACUAGGGAUUUGGUUGGAGGUGCUUUAAUUCGUGUUGGAAACAAAUAAGCUAAAGGCGAGGUGGGUGGGUGGGUGAGGGAGAGUGAUCUGGUCGAAGGCCUCGGUUGUUAGGAUGCGCCAGAGGCCGGCGGACGAGCGCGUGCUGCGGGCUUAGACCUGAAGAAACACCGAGGCCUGGCUGCGGCCUACCUCUGGAAGGACCUUUCCCCCACUCCCCCGCCCCUCGCUCUUUAAAAGGCUGCCUCUUUAAUCCUAAACUAUGCCCUUCUUCGCCACCAACCCCUUCGACCAAGAUGUCGAGCCUUUAAGAAUUUGACAUCCCCCCUGAAGUGUGGGGCCUAGUAUUGGAUGCAGUACUCCAGCUGAGGCCUUACCAAAAAAGCCACGAAUGAGCACUACACCAGUGAAGACUGGACUCUCAUCAUGGAUAUCUGUGAUCGUGUUGGGACUACACCAAAUGGGCCAAAAGAUUGUUUGAAGGCCAUUAUGAAGAGAGUAAAUCACAAAAAUCCUCAUGUGGCAAUGAAGGCGUUAACGUUACUAGGUGCCUGUGUCUCGAACUGUGGGAAGAUUUUCCAUCUAGAAAUAUGUUCUCGUGACUUCACAAGUGAAGUUGGAAAUUUAUUAAUUGUAUAUAAUAAGGUUCAUCCGAAGGUGUGUGAGAAGCUGAAGGCAUUAAUGGUGGAAUGGGUGGAGGAGUUUCAAAAGGAUCCCCAGCUCAGUCUUAUUGCUGCUACCAUCAAAACACUUAAAGAGGAUGGUGUUACCUUUCCUUCAGCUAGCUCUCAGAGCCAGAGCACUUCAAAUCCAUCUAAAAAUGGUACAACGGCAAUAAGUAGAAAUACUGAAGAUGUAGAUCUAGCUAAAGCUAUUGAGCUUUCUUUGCAGGAGCAGAAACAGCAACAGACAGAGACCAAGUCUCUGUACCCGUCAACAGAAAAUGCUCCAAACAGCCACAGAACUGAAAUUCGCAUGGUUCGCGCCCUGUAUGACUUUGAGGCUGUCGAGGACAAUGAGCUUACUUUUAAAGCUGGAGAAAUUAUCACCAUUUUAGAUGACAGUGACCCUAACUGGUGGAGAGGAGAGACAAAAAGAGGAGUCGGGCUUUUUCCUUCGAAUUUUGUAUCGACCAGUUUGAGUGCAGAGCCUGAGCCAGAGAAGGUUGUCGUGACAGAAGAGACAACUGUACAAGACACUCAACCUUUAGAGCCUGAGCCAGUUUAUAUCGAUGAGGAAAAGAUGGACCAGGUAUUGCAGUUGCUUCAAAAUGCAAUUCCUACUGAUCAACAGCCUGACUCGGCAGAACUGUUACAUCUAGAAGAUGUCUGCCAACAAAUGGGACCAAUUAUUGAUGAAAAGCUUGAAGAGAUAGACAGGAAGCACUCUGAGUUGUCGGAGCUGAAUGUGAAGGUUUUGGAAGCCCUGGAGCUGUACAACAAAUUGAUGAAUGACGUGCCUAUGUACUCUUCCAUGUAUUCCAAGCCUCAGACCCAGUCCCAAGCUCAGGCUUACUAUGCACAACAGUCAGCCACUGUUCCUAUGCAGGUGUAUCCAGGACAGUCCCAGAGUGGGGCUUACAUGCCAGCGGGCAUCUCACAAGUGGCAGCGAGCCAGGGCUACAGUUUAGGACCAGAUCAGAUUGGAGCACUGAGGUCUCUGCCCCCGACUAUAAACUCAGCCACUGCAACCCAGAGCACUCAGUUGCCCUACAUGAGCACUGGACCACCACAAACAUACAUGAACCAAGCAGCAAACCUUCAGGUGACGACUGGACCAGCUGCUCCCUACACAGCACAAGCAGGACUGAGUAACGAAAUGCCCGCCUAUCAGAACACUACCGUCAGCGGACCUCCGGCUGCAAGCUACCCCAUGGCCUCCCAAGCCCAGCAUAUCCCUCAGCAACAGUCUAACUAUUUUCAGCAGCCUCUGCUUUAAGAGAGGUACACCACAUGUGCGUCUUUCAGCAGAUGUCCUGGUUUCCGUGUUAUUGUGCUAGAUGCUGCCCUGCUGAGAUUUUGUCACACAGUGGGAAUACUGCACUAAUGAGUAAAGUCUGCAUUCAAGAUAUUCCCUUUGAUGGGCACUUACUGUGGACAGUUUUCUUCCUCCCUCCCGCUUGCUUUAAUGAAAAGUAGCACUAAUUACUUACGUUCUUGUAAUCUUUACAGUUAUUUCUCUCAGCUCUGUAUAUUGUUUAAUAUGUUUUAAUAUGCACUUUCUGUCUUUCUUUCUCUGCUGCUCUCACAUCUUGGCAGCUCUGGUUAGUUGCCCUUGCUAGAAAUCGUGGAAGCGCAGUGCCCUCUGUAAGGGACUCUUAUAGGGAGCUUUUCCAUCCAGGCUUUGUUGCAUUUUGAGAACUGUGAAAGGUCACUGCCUUGAUCUACCCUUAACGCAAUUCUUCCACAGUCUCGGAGCCAGAUGAAGGUUCAAAUCUCCUUGUGCUUGGCCACCUGAUCUCAGCUGCAACAGCAGUGGAGAGAGGCUGCUUUUGGCUACAUCGCUUCUUGGUGAGGGAACGAAUCGGCCAGGGUUCAAGCUAAAAGAAAACGCAGAACCCUUGCGGGCCUACCCGAAGGCACCAGAGUUGGGGGAUUAGUUUAAAUGCUCAUAGCUUGGGCGUGCUGAAUAUAUUGUCCCAGUGCCUGCCUGCCUCGAACAGGAACUAGAAAUGCUGUGGCCUUUUUGUGACCUAAUCUGAGUGUCUGCAUGAGACGUGGCAUUGAGUACCAGUGCCCAAUCUUGCUGCAAGAUGUUGCUAGGGAAAGGGUCUUGAACCACUUGGUUUGUCCUGGCCUUCAACUAUUUCCAAUCUUGACUGUGCGCUUAUGUGCAGGGUUUUGGUGUGCAGGGUUUUAAUCACGCUCCACAAUCUGACCAGUAAAUUAGAGAUCUACAAAAUGGCAGUCUGAGUACAAAAUUGAUCGUGAAGGCCCCUCUCUCCACCACCCCCCCACCCCCACCCAGAUCAAUGUGUUAGCAAAGUUACCUAAAUAAACUUAAUAUUUUUUUUAAAUCUUGUAAUGCCCCAGGGCUUUGAAAUAAUGAGCUCAGCCUGGUUUGAUCAACGAGAAAUGAAUAAAACAAAAGCGAUGAUGCAUGGAGAAUGUAUUAUGGGCUGGUUUCAUGGUGCAGUGAGCAUACUAGGGGCUGAUUUCAUAGCGCAGUGAGCAUACUGUGUGCCGAAUUCACAGUAUGGGGCACUCCUGAUGUGUGUGCCUUCACCAACUCUGCUAUCAGUCCUUUUACCAGAUUCCAAAUAAUUUUUGUGUCGGCACAUUCUGGUUUCACCUCCAGGGUAACAUAUGCAAUGUUGAUUUCAUUAUGUCUGACUUGGUUGCCUUCACCUGAUGCACACAUGGUGUAUCCGAGCUUCUGCUUUUCCAUUUUCUAGUAUUGUGGCAGAAUGAAUGCUUCUCAUCUCGUAUGUUGCUGGGCUGGUGGUGAUUGACAAUUCGCUGUUUUCAAAACUGAAGACACACGAUGCACACCAAUGCAUCCACCUUACAGAAUUGGUCAGUCACGGGACCCUUCUCUCUCUCGACAAGAAAAGCUUCAAGGCCUGUUCACAGUCCCAUUUUCAAUUGCCACAUCCCACCACACUUACUGAGAUGUUGAUUUUUUUUUUAUUUCCCGUGUUUAUCCCUAGAUUUUGCAUACCGCUUGUGAGCACUCACUGCAAAUAAGGAUAUGUUUACUAGGUUGGGGAUGGUGAGUGUUGGUGUGUGAGAGACAGAAACUAUAAACGUAGUGUGUGCACCCUCGUGAAUCUUUUUAGUACCCUGAGGAAUGCAUCUUGUCCUGAUCAUCCUAGUGGAUUGUGUAAUAUGACUGGUAACAAGAUAGCUCUCGUACCUUGUUUCCACAUCCCACCCAACAUGUCAAUAUUGAACAGUUGCAUAGUAAUAACCAUUUGAAGUAGGAUUAGCUGAAAUGCAGAUUGUUAACUUCAGAUGCAAUCUGAUGUUCUCGCCUAAGAAUGCCUGGGACAUUGGAUAUGUGAUGGCUUAGAAAACCAAAAUCUAGAUUAAUUGUGUUGUAAAGUUUUAAUGGUGAAUUCCACACCAAAUUAAUGUAAGAUGUAAUGAAAAACUAUCUUAAAGAGCAGCCGUCUGCCAGUGAAUAAACAAAUAGUUUGAUCAACUGGCAGACUGUCUGCAGAGAAGAACCGUCCCAGUGAAUAAAGGGUUUGGGGAGGUGAGAGGGGAUGAGGGAAAUAAAUAAUUAUUGGCCAUGAAGACUUGCUACACUUGUAAUGUUCUUCCUUCCCAAUGUUAAUUUUCUACAUUCUGAUGCACUGAUGCCACCGUAGGCUUGACUGUGUUGUACACCGAAAAGAUAAGGUUAGUUAGAGACUGUCCAAUGCUUGUGUGCCCAAACAACUGGUUGCAGACCCACAUUUUAACCAAUCAGACAGUCUCCCUUGCACCAUUUUUUUAAAGAAACAGAAGAAUUUAUUCUGUUUAUGAAUGUGGUUAUGAACUUCUUUUGCCCUCUGUUCUGGCCUCAUACGAACAUUGCUGUGGCCACUGGAUAUUCAGUAAGUUGUCUUUCUCUCCAUACCCCCAACCCGACUUCCACGUGUUCAAAAAGUAGGUGCUCAUCUAGACUCUGCUGGCAACCAUUGCAGUUUGUCUCUCGCCCUUUCCUCCUCCCUUUCCCUCGAGACUAUUUGGAGUGUGCCCAAGGAUUGCCACCCCCUGUGUUCAAAUCCAUUCUGGGAAUUGCAUUGAAAUCCAACUCCCUGGAGAGAGUCGUACUGUGUGGUUUGUGGAGCAGUCGUUUCUUUGUGGAGUCUUGUUCUGGCUGGAUCCCUUCAGACUCUGACAUAGUGUCUGCUCCUCAUAAAUCACUUCAAAUCUGUCACUUUUAUUCCAGUUAUUCUUUUGGCAUUAUAUUGCCACUUUGCCGUUUUUAUUUAUAUAGAACUUAUAGCACAGAAACAGGUCAUGCUAAAUGGUCCCUGUUGGCAUUUAAACUCCACACAAGCCUACCAAUCCUCCCUGUAUUCCUUUCUUCCGUCAUGUGCUUUCCAGCUUACCCUUAAAUGGGUCCAUGUCAUUCGCCUCAACUAAUCCCUAGGGUAGCGGGUUCCACAUUCUCACCACUCGGAGAACUUGCUGCUGAAUUCACUAUUGGAUUCAUUAGUUAAGGACUUAUUGCAGUUAUGGACUCUCCCAGAAGUAGAAACAUCUAUUCCAUGUCUACCCGAAAUUUGAAAGAACUCAGUGGUGUCACCAGGUUGUAGAGUGGAGGGGGGGUGGGGGGUGCCAGGGGGUUGAAGGUCUUCUGUUUUGGUUGCCCCCAAUAUUUAAUUUAUUUUCAAAUUAUUGGAUAGAGAUUUUAUUGAAUUUUGAGUGUUAUCAGAAGUAGGCUGUAAGCCAAAAACAGCCUUGAAGGAAGAUGGUGAUCAUUUUACACUUUUGAGUGGCUUGAAGGAAGAUGAUCAUUUUAUUUUGCCAUAAUUCUUUGUCCCCUUUAUUUUAAUCUACUUAUUUAUAUAAAUUACUUGUACUUAGAAUCAGCACAAUAAGAUGGAAACCAAUUUCUUCUGUUUCCCACUGCCCUUAAAUAAAUUCUAUUAUACUGUAUGUUGAGCAGAUUGUUUAUAGUUGUAUUUUACUUUAAUCCUUCCUUUUCCACAAUGAAAAUUGCCUUCUGGCAGUUUUGACUGGUGUCCCCACUCUUGACUUGCUUUUGUGUGUGAUGCUCAAUCAUUGUAAUUGGGAGUGUGGGAUUAAUCCUUCUCUUUCAAGUUUUUUUUGGAUCUGUCUGAGAACCCUUUUUAAUUUUAUUUUCUCUCCGUUGAGUGCUGUAAUAUAUAGAGGCAAGAUGUCAGCAAGAAUGAUGCACACUGUUUACUUGUACUGACAGUUACUAGGCUUCGUUGCCUUCCAGGUUCUUCAAAUAAUAAAGGAAUUAAUUUUUGUUUAAAA
This is a messenger RNA of Carcharodon carcharias (great white shark), 5992 nucleotides long. It is a transcript of the gene stam2, whose product is annotated as signal transducing adaptor molecule (SH3 domain and ITAM motif) 2. Gene Ontology annotation, molecular function: phosphatidylinositol binding; ubiquitin binding. The transcript is spliced from 15 exons. The record is from RefSeq and is a predicted model, not a curated record. Lineage: Eukaryota; Metazoa; Chordata; Chondrichthyes; Lamniformes; Lamnidae. Gene Ontology annotation, biological process: signal transduction. Gene Ontology annotation, cellular component: endocytic vesicle. The coding region runs from base 483 to 1994 and encodes 503 amino acids.